This is a messenger RNA of Plasmodium knowlesi strain H, 2727 nucleotides long. Its product is annotated as ATP-dependent RNA helicase DBP1, putative. The coding region runs from base 1 to 2727 and encodes 908 amino acids. Gene Ontology annotation, cellular component: nucleus. Lineage: Eukaryota; Apicomplexa; Aconoidasida; Haemosporida; Plasmodiidae. Gene Ontology annotation, molecular function: ATP binding; RNA helicase activity; RNA binding. The record is from RefSeq and is a predicted model, not a curated record. The transcript has a single exon.
AUGAAUUACGGUAACAAUAACAUGAACGCUGUGGGCUUUAACGAAGGUGAUGACGACAGAAGUACGUACGUCAGAAACCAGUACAUGUCUAACAUAAACGAAUCUGCAUCGUACAACAAUCAAGGGAAAAACAUGCAGAUGGAGGAUAAUACUAAUCCACACAUGUUUAACCAAAUGAGAAACAAAAGGGAAGUAAGCAACAACGUGAUGACCGCCGGAGGAAAUGCAAACCCUGGAAACAGAACUUUUUACGAAGGAAAUGUGAACAACGAUGGUUACAUGAUGGGAGAGGGUGCGGUAAGGAGUUCAGAAAAUGGCAUAACCGGAGCAGGUUAUGUAAACUAUUCAGAUAAUGGCAACAACAAUAAUAGCAGUAGUAACAACAAUAAUCAGAACAACAACAAUGUGGGUGGAGGAAAUCAAGAGAGUUAUAAGAAGAAAUUCGGGAAUAACAACUAUCAUGAAAACACAAAUAACGAGAAGAACCCCGCAGGAAUGUCUCCACACCAUCAACAUAAGAAAGGAGGUGUAGGAGGCGGCGGCGGAAAUUUCAUGGAUAGAGGUAACAUGAAUAAAAAUAAAAUCGAAAGCGGAAUGAUCUCGAGCAAUAUGCGAACUAAUACCGCCAACGACCCAAGUAACGACAACAACAAUAAUAACAAUAAUCAGAACAAUAACAGUAAUUACAAUUAUGAGAAGCCAAGAUAUAAGCCACCCAUGCUUAGAAAUCAACCAAACACCAACAGAAGUAACUUUGGAAGAAUGAAUUAUAAUAGAGGAUCAGGUGGAGGAGGAAAUCCAGCCUUCGGAAGAAAUUAUAACAUCCCAAAAACAGCAUGGGCGAAUAGAGAUAAUAGAAGAUAUUACCCAGAAAAAGAAGAAGAAGUAUAUUCCAAUGUGAAGAAUGAAAAGGGAGUAAAUUUCGAUUUGUAUGAUAGUAUUCCAGUGGAAAUCAAGGGAUACAAUAGCGAAAAUAUCAUUCCAAUAGAUAAUUUCGAUGACGUAGGAUUAAAUUUGCAUGAAAUAUUGUUAGCAAAUAUUAAGAGAGUAAAUUACGAUAAAACAACACCGAUACAGAAAUACAGUUUAAGUAUCAUUAUGAACAAAAAUGAUUUAAUUGGGGUUGCCCAAACAGGAAGUGGAAAAACGGCAGGAUAUCUAUUACCCAUCAUUAAUCAUAUGUUAUUAAAUGAUCCACCUAAACAUACUUUCUAUGAAGAAAAUCAAAGAAGCUCAAGCUAUUAUUAUAACAGAGUUUGCUUACCCGUAUGUUUAAUUCUAGCCCCCACAAGAGAAUUAGCCGUGCAAAUUUUUUAUGACUCCAAAAAGUUUUGCUUCGAAACGGGAAUUAAGCCAGUGGUUCUAUACGGAGGUAGCAAUAUCAAAAUGCAGCUAUCGAAUUUGGACAAAGGGGCCGAUAUAAUUGUUGCAACUCCAGGAAGAUUAAACGAUAUUUUGGAGAAGGGAAAAAUUAAACUCUUCCUCACUUCCUUCUUAGUUCUAGAUGAAGCAGAUAGAAUGCUAGACAUGGGAUUUUCUCCACAGAUAAGAAGCAUAAUGUAUGACUAUGAUAUGCCAGGAAAUGAUAACGAAUCACGAAUGAACCCAAACAAAAUGGAAUACAAACGAUACACCAACGAAAUAGUGAAAAGACAAACCAUCAUGUUUAGUGCCACUUUUAGGAAAGAAAUACAAGUGCUAGCCAAGGAGUAUUUAUACAAUUAUACCUUUUUAUUAAUCGGAAAAGUUGGAAGUACAAAUGAAUAUAUCAAACAAAAUUUGAUAUACAUAGAGGAAGAAAACAAAUGUAACUACCUACUAAAAUUGUUAUCAGAAAAUAACAACGGCCUAACUAUCAUUUUUGUGGAAACGAAGAGAAAAGCAGACAUUCUAGAAAGAUUCCUUAACAACCAAAAAUUAAAUGCCGUAUGUAUACAUGGGGACAAAAGCCAAGACGAAAGAGAGAGAGCUUUAAAAUUAUUCAAAAGAGGAAUAAAAAAUAUGUUAGUAGCAACAGAUGUGGCUGCUAGGGGUCUGGAUAUAUCCAAUAUUAAACAUGUUAUUAAUUUUGACCUACCGAGCAAUAUAGAUGAUUAUAUUCAUAGAAUAGGUAGAACAGGUAGAGCUGGAAAUAUAGGAAUUGCUACCUCGUUUGUUAAUGAUGACAACAGGAACAUAUUUAAAGAUUUGUUAGCGACGUUAGAAGAAUGUAACCAAGCCAUACCACCCUGGUUUUUGAAUUUGGUUAUGAGGUACACAGCAAGUGCGAAAUCGAACCGAACUUUUAGAUACAAUAAGCCUAUGAAAGGAGGUAGGGGCAAUUUCUCCAGAUUUAACAACAAUAGUAACUUUGGAUUUGGCCACAGUAAUAACGGUAUGAACAGUAAUCACGGUGGAAGCGGCAACAACCCAUUUAAUAAUAAUUCCUACAACCAGCACUCCCCAUUCAGUAACAACAACCCGUACAAUAAUAACAAUCAACACGCCAUUGGCAACAACGGAGGAUUCUCCAGCUCCCCCUUUAAUAAUAACAACACUGGCAUGUAUGGGAACAGUGGAUUUAACAACAAUGGUGGAGGUAGUCCAUACGGAAACAACUCUGGAGGAAUGAAUCCAUUCAACAACAACGGCAAGUUUAACAAUAACUAUGGACAUAAGAAGUUUGAUGAUGAGAGAUUCCAGAGAUCUAAUUUUCAGGGCGCGGACGAUAAUGUAGACGGUUGGUAA